AUGAACGGUGUCAUUAGCGGAGAUCGUAAGGAAUUAUUCGACUCAGCAGUAUCCUUCCUAAAGGAUGAAUCCAUUAAGGAUGCUCCACUUUUAAAAAAAAUCGAGUUCUUGAAAUCCAAAGGGUUAACGGAAAAAGAGAUCGAAAUAGCCAUGAAAGGGCCCAAGACGGAAGAAAUAGUGGAUGAUGAAGUGUCGAAGAAAAAUAGAAAUUCUGAGAAUAAAGCAAACCCGCAGGAUAUGUACAUGUAUGAAGCGAUGCCACCCGCGCUGCCCCACAGAGAUUGGAAAGACUACUUUGUGAUGGCUACAGCCACUGCUGGGCUGUUGUAUGGUGCAUAUCAAGUAACUAGAAGAUAUGUAAUACCGAAUAUCCUACCAGAAGCAAGAAGCAAGUUGGAGGAGGACAAGGAAGAAAUUAACGAUCAGUUCUCCAAAAUCGAUAAGGUCCUCGAUGCAAUCGAAGCAGAACAAGCUGAAUUUAGAAAACAGGAAAGCGAGACAUUAAAUGAACUCAGUACCACGAUUUCUGAUCUGCAACAAGUGCUGGAACAAACAACAAGAAGCAGGGAUAAAAUAGAAGACGAGUUUAGGCUGGUUAAGCUUGAGGUAACCAAUUUACAAAACACAAUUGACAAAUUUGUUUCAGACAACAACAGCAUACAAGAGUUGAAAAGUAUUCAAAAGGAAAUGGACUCUUUAAAGAGUUUAAUGAAUAGUCGUAUGGACGCCACUAACGUGCAGGAUAACAAAUUAUUUUCCGUGUCUCCUAAUGGCAUUCCUGGUAUAGACACGAUUCCCUCUGCGUCCGAGAUCCUUGCCAAAAUGGGCAUGCAAGAAGAAAGCGACAAGGAGAUGGAGGACAACAGUAAUACCAAUAAAGAGGCCACUGCUAUUCCAGCUUGGAAAAAAGCAAGAGAACAAACUGCUGAUAGCGAUGCUUCCAUCCCAGAGUGGCAAAGGAACACUACUGCAAAUGAAACCAGUGUUCCUGAUUGGCAAAAUGCACAACUCGGAGACUACACGUCAUAG
This is a messenger RNA of Saccharomyces mikatae IFO 1815, 1029 nucleotides long. It is a transcript of the gene PEX14, whose product is annotated as Pex14p. NCBI's taxonomy places the organism in Eukaryota, Fungi, Ascomycota, Saccharomycetes, Saccharomycetales, Saccharomycetaceae. The transcript has a single exon. Gene Ontology annotation, molecular function: signaling receptor binding. Bases 1 to 1029 code for a protein of 342 amino acids. The record is from RefSeq and is a predicted model, not a curated record. Gene Ontology annotation, biological process: protein import into peroxisome matrix, docking. Gene Ontology annotation, cellular component: peroxisomal membrane; peroxisomal importomer complex.